UCGUGUGCUUCAUUCCAGUGCACAAGCCGAGCGAAGCAGACUGUCCACACUGCAGCCAAAGCUGAUACAUUCGCUCAGGGAAUAAAUCUAUAUAAACCGCGCGGCUGUUUCUUUACAGGAAUACCACUUGAUCGUGGACGCAUGUGAGCGUGCACAUGCCAGGCUGGGACUGUACACCAUGGCUCUGACACAAGUGCGGCUAUCUCUGCCUCUGCUCCUCUGACCACAGAGAAAGUCUUUGGAUCUCCUCGCGAAGGCUGUUAUUUCUUUUUUUCCCUCUCCCCAUUGACUAACAACGACAUAUUGCUGGAAAUCUUCUCUGGAUGGUGACCGCGGACUGGACUACCUGUUUUCAGCUGAUUCGCUCAAUGCGAGGGGAAGGGACUGGAAGUCUUGCGUCCGCUGCCUUUUCUCUGGUUUAAUAAGGCGCGUUGGAGAUCACUGAAAAUCGAGAAGGGCUGCUGUAUUCACACUUUUUACACUAAGGGUGUUAUUUCCUCUGAACAAUCACCUUUACGUGUUUUUGGUGAAUGGGGGUAACUCUGGUCCUGGGGGCUUGACACAGCUGGGACUGGGACGGGACUGGGUGCGUGGAGCGUCAAAUCACCCAGGAUUGUGUUCCCUUCUCUCUCUCUCUCUCUCUCGUGGGUCUAUUUACAUGUCCGACCCGACUGCUUUAUGACAAUGGAUUACUUUCUGCUUUUAUGCAGCCUCUUGCUGCCUGUGGUGUCCGCCGUUGAAGAGACGCUGAUGGACACGAAGUGGGCCACGACCGAAUUAGCCUGGACUGCACACCCUGAGACCGGGUGGGAAGAGGUGAGUGGCUACGAUGAUGCCAUGAACCCCAUCCGGACAUACCAAGUCUGCAAUGUACGUGAAGUCAACCAGAAUAACUGGCUACGCAGUGACUUCAUCCCACGAAAGGAUGUGCUGCGUGUAUAUGUGGAGAUGAAAUUCACAGUGCGCGAUUGCAACAGCAUUCCCAACAUCCCAGGUUCCUGCAAAGAGACCUUCAACCUCUUCUACUAUGAGUCUGACUCAGACUCAGCCACAGCCACCAGCCCUUUCUGGAUGGAGAACCCUUAUGUGAAGGUUGACACUAUUGCCCCAGAUGAGAGCUUUUCCAUGCUUGAGUCUGGCCGGGUAAACACAAAAAUCAGAAGUUUUGGACCAUUGUCCAAAGCCGGGUUUUACUUGGCCUUUCAGGACCUUGGCGCUUGCAUGUCGCUCAUCUCAGUGAGGGUCUUUUACAAGAAGUGCUCCACCACCAUCGCCAACUUUGCCGUUUUCCCGGAGACAGCAACUGGGGCUGAGGCAACCUCUUUAGUCAUUGCGCCAGGAACUUGUGUCCCCAACGGCGUGGAGGUGUCCGUGCCAUUGAAGCUUUAUUGCAACGGAGACGGCGAGUGGAUGGUUCCCGUAGGAGCCUGCACCUGCUCGUCUGGCUUUGAACCAGCCAUGAAGGAUACCCAAUGUCAAGCUUGCAGCCCUGGCACCUUCAAGUCCAAACAGGGAGACAGCUUCUGUUUGCCCUGUCCCGCCAACAGCCGCGCCAGCUCAGGAGCAUCCAGCGUUUGCUCCUGUCGAAACGGUUUCUACCGCUCAGACACCGAUUCUCCCGACUCCCCCUGUACCACUAUUCCUUCUGCACCACGCAGUGUCAUCUCCAGUGUGAACGAAACCUCACUCGUGCUGGAAUGGAGCGACCCACGUGACUUGGGUGGCCGUGAAGACAUCUUCUACAACGUCAUCUGUAAGAAGUGCCUGCCUGAGCGAGGAAUGUGCUCACGGUGUGACGACAACGUCGACAUCUCGCCACGCCACCUGGGCCUGACCCAGCGCCGCGUUGCCGUCCGUAACCUACAAGCUCACACACAGUACAGCUUUGAAAUCCAGGCAGUCAACGGUGUUUCCAACAAGAGCCCAUACACACCUCAGUUCUCUGCAGUGAACAUCACCACAAAUCAGGCCGCUCCGUCUGCAGUGCCCACAGUUCACCUGAUGGCGGCCACAGCGAGCACCAUGAGCCUGUCCUGGCUGCCUCCAGAGAAACCCAACGGAAUCAUUCUGGAUUAUGAGAUUAAGUACCAUGAGAAGGUAAGCAGCAAUGAUCAGGGUGAGGCCAUCGCCCAUACCAUGACUGCCCAACGGAGCAACGCCCGCAUUGAAGGUCUCAAGGCUGGUACGCCUUAUGUAAUACAGGUCCGUGCCCGAACAGUGGCCGGUUAUGGUCGUUACAGCAGCCCAGCAGACUUCAGCACCAACCUGCAAACCGACCCUCCAAAGCCAUGGCAGGAGCAGCUGCCACUCAUCGUGGGAUCAGCCACCGCCACCUUGGUCUUCAUCAUUGCAGUUGUGGUCAUCGCUCUCGUCUGCCUCAGAAAGCAGAGAAAUGGUUCAGAGUCGGAAUACACAGAGAAACUGCAGCAGUACAAAUCCCCUAUAGUAACGCCGGGAAUGAAAGUCUACAUUGACCCCUUCACCUAUGAGGACCCCAACGAGGCCGUGCGCGAGUUUGCCAAGGAGAUCGACGUCUCCUGCGUGAAGAUCGAGGAGGUCAUUGGCGCAGGUAACCCACCAAAGCUCCUGAGCUACAGGGGGAAGACUGCUAGUCACCUCCAGGCCAUACCGUUAGAGGACUUCACACCAAGCGGAGAGUUUGGCGAGGUGUGUCGCGGUCGCCUCAAACUACCUGGGCGCCGGGAGAUCAUCGUAGCCAUCAAGACUCUCAAAGUGGGCUACACUGACCGCCAGAGGCGAGACUUCCUGUCUGAGGCUUCCAUCAUGGGCCAGUUCGACCACCCCAACAUUAUCCGUCUGGAAGGUGUGGUCACCAAGAGUCGGCCAGUGAUGAUUGUGACUGAGUUCAUGGAGAAUGGAGCCCUGGACUCUUUCCUAAGGCUCAAUGACGGGCAGUUCACAGUGAUCCAGCUGGUUGGCAUGCUGCGUGGUAUCGCAGCAGGCAUGAAGUACCUGUCAGACAUGAACUACGUGCACAGAGACCUGGCUGCCCGUAACAUCUUGGUCAAUAGUAAUCUGGUGUGUAAGGUGUCUGAUUUCGGCCUAUCUCGUUUCCUCGAGGAUGACCCUUCAGACCCCACCUACACCAGCUCCCUGGGAGGGAAAAUUCCCAUUCGCUGGACGGCUCCCGAGGCGAUUGCCUACAGGAAGUUCACCUCGGCAAGUGAUGUGUGGAGCUACGGCAUCGUCAUGUGGGAAGUGAUGUCGUAUGGCGAGCGGCCGUACUGGGACAUGAGCAAUCAAGAUGUGAUAAAUGCUGUGGAGCAGGAUUAUCGACUGCCCCCACCCAUGGACUGCCCCACAGCACUGCACCAGCUCAUGUUGGACUGCUGGGUCAAAGAGAGGAACCUGCGACCCAAAUUCACCCAGAUUGUGGCCACGCUGGAUAAGCUUAUCCGCAAUGCUGCCAGCCUCAAGGUGGUCACCAACAGCGCACAGUCUACUGGGGUAUCCCAGCCCUUGCUUGACCGCUGUGUGCCAGACUAUACCACUUUCACCACUGUGGGGGACUGGCUGGACGCCAUCAAGAUGAGCCGCUACCGUGAUAACUUCGUCAACGCCGGAUUUGCUUCCUUUGACCUGGUGGCCCAGAUGACAGCAGAGGACUUGCUGCGGAUAGGGGUAACGUUGGCCGGCCAUCAGAAGAAGAUUCUCGGUAGCAUUCAGGACAUGAGACUACAGAUGAACCAAACACUUCCUGUCCAGGUGUGAGCGACAGGACCCACAGACAGAUGCAGUCGAAGGACAGCCAGACAGAAAAGGGGGAGGAACUGUGCCAGAGAGAGCUAUUGGAAACCCUCGCUGCCUGACCCAUCUCUGCCAAUUAGACGCUAUGAAACUGGCUUGCAGUGCCUCUGACUAUUUUUUUUUUUCUUUAUUACACUACCACUUCCAUUACCUGUUCCUGCUUUUUUGUUAUUCGUCAUAGUUUCUUUUUCCAUCCAAUCAGAAUUUGUGUGUAUUCGAGAGGAAGAAGAGUUAGCCCCCUUUAUAUCCCAUGCGUGCCUCACCAGCUCUGGUGUGGGUUGACGUUUGCAUGCAUGUGUGUUUUAGUGAGGUUGGCCUUAGCCCUGUAACUGGAAUGUCACACUCUGAUCCUCACGCAAGAGCCCCUCCCCGUGACCUCUCAACACAGUUUUGAUGGACGUAAUAUAUAGUAAAGAAUGAACACCCUGGUAUAAAUAAGUGAACAAAACAUAAAACUAAACAAAAAAAAAAUAACAGGUGUUUCGGAGCCCACAGAAGAUGGAGGACUAUCCUUUCCCUGAUAGAAGUUGUUUUACUGUGCACGUGUGUGUCGUUCUCCAUCUUCAUAUUGAAGGUGUGUUAUCUAAAAGGGCACUUGCUGGAAAAGGGUGAGGUGGUGGAAGAGGAUAUAUGAUGGGCUGAGGUCAAAGGUCAAGAGGAUGACAGAGGUCUGAAAGGUCCAAGUAGGGCAGCCACAUUUUGGACACACGUUUUGGCUGCUGAAUCCUCAAUAGGUCACCAGAUGAACUCUUCACCCCGACCUGAAGUGACUCAGGAUAGCUCCACAGAUUGGGAUCACCUGCUCAUCAACUGUGUAUUAUUUUUGUUUGUCCACACACCUUUUUUUGUGGCUUUCUUACACAUUUUUUGGGAGAUUUGUGGUUUCAAAAUGGCCGGUCAAACCUAAGUAACCCCCACUGGACGCUAUAUGUGAUUAAGGGGGAGACGAGGACUGUGGCAACACUAUAGAAAGACCAGUUGGCCUUUUGUGUGCGUUUUUGUAUGUGUGCGUGCGCAUGUGUGCGUGUAUGUGUGAUUAAGUGUGCUUGGAUGUGCGGGUGUGUCAAGUUGCACACAAGUAUACUGUACAAUACAGCUUCCGCUAUUUGCCACCGUGGAGAAUUAACGCAUGAACUGAACCGUGACAAGGAGCAAAUAUAUCUGAAACAAUUACGCUAUAUUCUGUGGACAACUGUUAAACAUUUUUUUAUUGAGUCCAAAAAAAUGAACUUAGGACAUACAUAUAUAUAUAUAUAAAAUUAUAUAUAUAUGCAACAUGAUGAAACUGAGAGAAACCAUGAUGGACACCUUACUUUCUACUUACUAUUAUCUGGAUUUAGAAAUAAUCAAAAUUGUUUUAAUUUCUUGACAUCCUGCCCUAUGUAUUUAUUUGUACCUCGCCCUCCAACCCCCGCCCCCCACACCAACACCCAGAUGGACUGUAUUUGGGACAGUGGACUUGGAACAAUCAGAAGAAAGAGAAACUCCAAGAGGAUUCACCUAAUGAAUUGCUGAUUAUUAAACAUAAGAAAUUGCAUAUAAAUUGGAUAUUGUAUUUUUGUUGUUGUUCUAAACAGCCUGUACAUGUUUUGUAACAAAAACACGAUAAAUAACAAAAGAAAAGUGGUGUUUUGACAAAAUAGAAGUGUUGUUGUGGAAUGUUUGCUUUAGAGUGAAAUGAACAGAAAGCAGAGUAAGAGAGAAGCGAGAGAAUGGAUAAAGUCAGGAGGUAGAGAGGAGAAGAUGAACAACUACUGUCACCCUUUUGCUCUCCGUCCAUUUUUGUGUGAGUGUCUGUGUAGAUGUGUUCAAGUCUGUGUGUGCCACCUGAACUGGAUAUUAAGCAUCCCCAAUCCAUUCUCAUUCUCAACAGGAAGAACAUCUGUGAAGCACUAAGCUGUUACUAUUUAUCUUCUAGGCACAUUUUUUCCAACUUCCUGCAAACCACUCAAAUGCUUCCCUUUAACUAGGUUUUAAUUUUACUUAUUUACCAUCGCCUCAAACAAUCCCCCCCUUCUUGGAAGUUAAGGAGUCAUUAGGGGGAAGGUCCAGAGAUGAUGCAGCCUAGCUGCCAAUCAUUUAAAUCGCUCCAUCACUCAACCUGCAGUUUGCCUCCCUGCAACAGGAUGCUCAUCAGUGAAUCUAGAGCUGUCAAGUGAAACCUAUUGGUCUUUGUCUGUCAGGUCAGUUGCCAAUCUGGCAUUGCGAGGAUACGAGCAGGCAGUGAGCGCAGACAUACGGUGGACUGACCUAUCAUUAUCUCUCUUCAUUUCCUGUCUGGCCUGCAAUCAUCCUGUCUCAGCUCAGACUGCUGCGUGAUUAGUACAGUGCAGGAUCAACAGCCCUGGCAAGCAGACAGCCCCAAAUCUGCAGACCCCCUCAUCCUAAAUGAUAGCAGCUGCAUCACGGAGACCAUACUAUUUGCACUUCUCACAGAGGGGUGUUUGAAGGUAGUGGAUUAAGGGAUGGGGAUGUACCACUGGUGUGAUUUUCCAGACAGUCUCCAUAUUGUUAGGGUUGGAGCUAAUCAAUGCAAUAUGUGAAUAUUAUUAGUUAGGUGUGUAAUGAUAGCGUGAUGUUAGUGGCCAUGCAGUGUGUCUUCCCAUAUUGCUUUUGUCAGCUUCUCUUAAGUCCUUUCAAAAGCCAUGAAAGGAUAUUAUGCAAAACAAUGUGUUUCCUCUUUUAUAUUGUUUCAUCUUUUGUCACAAAGACUUUUUCACUAGUACACUCUGUUAAGGGCUUACUAAACUGUAACAGUUGUAGGGCACAAUCAAGUAGUAAUUUAACUGUUGUGUACUCAAACUAUACAGGUAAUAAGUCUCAUGGCUGAGAAUCAGAAGCGCAGGUAUAUUUAGCAAGAUUUGUUGUCACCAUGACAAAGUGUUGAAAGUGCCUGUUACAUGAGCAAACAUUUUUUUUCUUGAUGUCAUUCUGCAGAAUUAUUUUGUUUCUCCCCAAAGCAAAACAACACGUUGAUUGGAAAAGAGUGACAGAGUCUACUUUUGGAGAUGAGACAAGAGCAGAAUUAAUGCAAUCAGAAGCUCACUUUUACCCAAAGUCUCCCAGGAAUAUACAAUAGUACUGUCUCCUGCACUCAGCUCAAUCAUUCAAUCAGCUAAGUCACUGUUGCAAAAUUGCAUGUGGCACCAAAAACGACACAGUUGAUGAGCAUAAAAAUAGAGCGGGGGGGGCAUAUGGGGGUUAAACACAAUCACAUGGCAGACAUGCCCACUCAUGAAAAAUGGCAGCGCUUUUGAGGUUUAUGAACUGUUGAUGAGGUGCACAUGGUGCGCUGGGGUCUGGAGUUGUGUUCUCCAAAGUCAACUGGCCGUGAGUGAUGAGCUCAACUGGUACUGUUGCUCAUCUUAAAAUGAUUAAACCGCUGCCACAUGAACUGCAAACAAUUAAUCUUUAAGUGGAUUUUUCACACAUUCAUGGGAGUAUUUAAUAUUUAACAUUCACAGAGGAAAGAAACUCCUCCUGACAGCACACAUUGCUGAAAUUAGUUAUGUUUGUGUGUGUGUGUGUGUGUGUGUGUGUGUGUGUGUGUGUGUGUGUGUGUGUGUGUGUGUGUGUGUGUGUGUGUGUGUGUGUGUGUGUGCGCGUGUGUGAAACAAAAGGAAUGCUUUUUUAUACAGAAACACUUUGAUCAGCAGAGUUUAGGCUUUGGCAGAUGUGGUUGUCGCUUUGUGUGCCAAUAGGAUUCAAACUUUCCCAACAUUCCUUCCACCUUUCUUACAGCCUCCACAGAUCGUCAAACACACCCACCCUUCCUGAAACCCCUCCACUUCCAACUCUCUGACUUUCUUUUCUUCAGUUGUCUGUUUUAAAUAAAUAUAUACAGUACUGUCUUUUCUUCUGUCUUCUAAAAAAGCUCACUCCACAUCUGUCUUCUGGUCACUUUUGAAAACCCUCUCUUCAUACAAGGCAGUGAGAUGUUUCAGAGAGUGCUGUACAUGUAUAGUGAACUGCGAGGGGUGGGGGUGAGGGGGACGGCGUAAAGUGCUGAGAAAUGCAAUUCCUCUUUGAAAAGCAUUACGAUGUAUUUAAUGGUGCAGACAUACACAACGAAUUACUAAAAAAUGAUGAUACAUUCUUGUAGAAAUAUUUUUAAAAGACCCUUUUGCAAUUAAAUUAUUUAAGAAAUGUGA
This is a messenger RNA of Perca flavescens (yellow perch), 7919 nucleotides long. It is a transcript of the gene ephb3b, whose product is annotated as eph receptor B3b. Gene Ontology annotation, biological process: axon guidance; ephrin receptor signaling pathway; protein phosphorylation. The record is from RefSeq and is a predicted model, not a curated record. Bases 679 to 3732 code for a protein of 1017 amino acids. Gene Ontology annotation, cellular component: plasma membrane; dendrite. The transcript is spliced from 16 exons. Gene Ontology annotation, molecular function: transmembrane-ephrin receptor activity; protein binding; ATP binding. NCBI's taxonomy places the organism in Eukaryota, Metazoa, Chordata, Actinopteri, Perciformes, Percidae.